Cylicocyclus nassatus is the source of this 885-nucleotide messenger RNA. Lineage: Eukaryota; Metazoa; Nematoda; Chromadorea; Rhabditida; Strongylidae. The record is from the annotation of a GenBank genome assembly.
AUGAGAUCUGAUCCCAAACAAGAAACUGAGCAUGCCCUGAAGAAUGUUGACGAAGACAGGAAGAGUGUGCAACGCGCAGUGUGCUACAACUUCGCGAUAGGAGUGCUAGUGACUCUUCUAAUUCUUUCUGUUCCUGGAGCGGAGGCGGGUUACAUACCCAGCGAGGACGAUCGUCCUAUAAAUAUGAGGGUGCAGUGCGCGUCUUCCGGAUCACAGCAAACCAACAUAGAUCCGAUAGGAUACGUCAUUAGUGCAAUUUCUCCCGCAUUCUAUUUGAUACUGUUUUUGGUGCUUAACAAAAUGGGAUUUGCGCUUCCAGCAGCAGCACCAGCACCCACACGCCCAGCGGAGUCCGCGCAUGAGUCGGCUCAGCCCCUUAUCACUCCCCUAACCAGCCAUCCCGCCAGCGGUGUUGGCUGGCGCCGCGAGCGUUGGGAUUCCGAUCCCAGCGCCCCAGAGAUUCUCUAUGUUGACCUCAGGGAGAAUCCUAAAAAGACGGGGAACGCGGCUGGGAUAUCGCCGUACGAUUCGAGGGGACACAGCGCAGAACUCCGCAAAGUUCUCGCUGUUGACCUGAGAACAAAACGCAUACAUUCGGAAGUCGUAAACUGUUCCGAAACAGGCAGGAUCAGCAGAAAAAUGGAGAAGAAAGGCUUCCACAGGAUGCUACGGUGGUUGCAAUCGAGGGAUUUCCCUAUCCGCUCGAUUGCAACUGACCGCAGCCCGAUGUACGGGACCGAAAUCAACUCGUACAAUGUGGAAAUCGGUGAGCAGAUUGAGUGGAGGCUUGACCCAUGGCAUCUUGCGACAUGUGGACCUACAUCUUCGGGCGGUCUCAAAACGAAAGGGAUACGAGGUGCUAGCAAAGAGGACAAAAUCCAUUAA